Huiozyma naganishii CBS 8797 is the source of this 1518-nucleotide messenger RNA. It is a transcript of the gene APM3, whose product is annotated as Apm3p. The record is from RefSeq and is a predicted model, not a curated record. Lineage: Eukaryota; Fungi; Ascomycota; Saccharomycetes; Saccharomycetales; Saccharomycetaceae. Bases 1 to 1518 code for a protein of 505 amino acids. Gene Ontology annotation, biological process: endocytosis; intracellular protein transport. Gene Ontology annotation, cellular component: clathrin adaptor complex; cytoplasmic vesicle. The transcript has a single exon.
AUGUACAUCUCCUUUUACAUUACAGAUGCGAGGCACCAUUUGGUGUUCCAGUACCUCCCCAGUGCAAACUGUCCAUCUUUCAAGAACUUGUGGACGAGGAUCUCUACGGCGUGUCCUGAUUUGACGGUAUCCGAUUCUGGAGCGCUCCAUGGGACCGUAGGCAAGAAUCUUGUCGUGUCCAAGUACUACUCUGAUGCAAGCCACCUUUACUAUUUCUGUCUGUCGUCCGCUUCCGAUAGAGACGCUGGAGAUGUCGGACUUAUGUCCCCCACUGGGAUGGAACCGUUUGUUCUAAUGUCGCAGAUUGAUCUUGCUCUGCUAGAGUACUUCGACAAGGAGCAAUUGAGUGUGAAGAAAGUUGUGAACAAUCACGAUCAAUUGGCGCUGAUCUUCAACUGUCUCGUGAACAGCGGCGAACCGAGCGUCAACGGGAUGUACAGCAACCGGAUCAAGACGAUUGUACCGAUGAAAUCGGACUUUUCCAAGAUCUUGAACUCCACCGCGCAGAGUCUACAACACGUUGGCCAGAACCUGAUGUCGCGCCCCCCACAUUUCCCACAGCACCAGCAACAGCAACAAGUGGCACCACUGCAACACACAGAUGAGGAGGAGAUAGUCCCCUGGCGGAGUGCGAAAGUGAAUUCUCGAAGGAACGAGUUCUACGUGGACGUGAGGGAGUCCGUGGAGGUAGUAGUCGAGCGAGCCGCGCACAGGAGCACGUCCCGUGGCACACCUGCCCCUCUGCAGCUUGUUACCGGGUGUAUCACUGGUGUGGUAGACUGCAGGUGUUACCUGAGUCGGGACCCCAUCGUCGAAGUAACUUUCAACAACCACGGGUGUGAUCUGGGGACCCCAGCACUACAUGACUGUGUCGAGCUAGAUGGGGUUCCCGAGGGCCCCGCGGAUCACACCACUCUGAAGUUUAUCCCACCAGAUGGUAAAUUCAGACUGAUGGAGUAUAGCGUCACUUUGGGGGACCCUCGGGCGUACUUCGGUCUCGUGACCCCUAGUUUCGAGGACGGGCUGGGCAAGAACAACGACGAGUUUGAGGUCGCCGUGAGUGUCGGUGGUUCAACGAAAGUCGACGCCGUGGCAGACCUCANAGUGGCACUACAGUUCUCCGCCCCACUGACCCAGGGCCAAGCGGAACAGACGGAGUACAAAGUGCGGAUACUGCGCACGACACACGGACGGUACAGCCAGGGCGUGCACUACGACGAGGGCAAGUGGGUCUUCGACGCAGAGACACCUACCGGGGUCCUCGCCGUCCUGCGCGGCUGCAUCGAACGGUGCCCGACUACACCGCAGGCUGGGACCCCAGUGGGGGUCCCCCCAGAGACCCCCACUGGCACCGCUGCCCGUCUGUCCCGCGCCACGGUGUCGUACCGUCACGAGCAGCAGCUGGCGUCAGAGAUCCAGGUCGAGGCGAUCAACAUCCGCGGGACGCGUGGCGGCCGCGAACUGUUCAAGGGCGUGAAAUACGUCACUGUCGCCUCCGCCGUGGAACUCCGCGGAUAA